UGUACAUACACACACAGAAACAUGUACACACACGCGCACACACACAGAUACAUGUACACAUACAGACACACAUACAUACACACAGACACAUGUACAGAUACACACAUGUACAUGCAUACACAGGCACACACACACACCACCGCCCCAUAAAAAGUUGCAGUACUUCGUUGUUCACUCACAGAUCUGGGUACUGCACUCUAGGGGGAGGCAGAGAGCACAGCACACUCUCCUUGCUUUGCUUUCACUGCGCUCAGCUAUUGAGCAGCCCGACGGCUCCCGGUGCCAAUGACAGAUCCAACCUGAGCUCCAAGCCUGCUCAGCAAGAUGGCCCUGGGGGACACACUCGCCCCCACCAUAAUUUCCACUCGCCAUUGGCAAGCAGGCGAGUGGAAAUUUCAAGCCCUGGUAUA
This is a messenger RNA of Staurois parvus, 410 nucleotides long. The record is from the annotation of a GenBank genome assembly. NCBI's taxonomy places the organism in Eukaryota, Metazoa, Chordata, Amphibia, Anura, Ranidae.